Molecule: messenger RNA, 136 nt
Organism: Racocetra fulgida
Lineage: Eukaryota; Fungi; Glomeromycota; Glomeromycetes; Diversisporales; Gigasporaceae
Source: the annotation of a GenBank genome assembly
CCGUGUUCGGGACUUAGAACGGGAAUUAGUAAAUAUGAGAGAAGACCGUGAUUCUUGGAUGGAGCGAGUAACCUCUAACGUUUCUGACAAUUACUUUCAUGAAAAGAUUCAUUACGAGUUCGACUUCAAAAUUUAA